Messenger RNA from Sinocyclocheilus grahami, 5127 nucleotides. RefSeq names its product zinc finger protein GLI2-like. Gene Ontology annotation, biological process: regulation of transcription by RNA polymerase II; smoothened signaling pathway. Bases 38 to 4372 code for a protein of 1444 amino acids. The transcript is spliced from 15 exons. Gene Ontology annotation, molecular function: RNA polymerase II cis-regulatory region sequence-specific DNA binding; DNA-binding transcription factor activity, RNA polymerase II-specific. Lineage: Eukaryota; Metazoa; Chordata; Actinopteri; Cypriniformes; Cyprinidae. Gene Ontology annotation, cellular component: nucleus. The record is from RefSeq and is a predicted model, not a curated record.
GGUUUUGGAUGAGACGCUCAUUGGAAGGAUCUCCUGGAUGAUGAGGGAUUUUCUGUGGUGUCAGAUGUAUUUUGAGAAGAUGAGAAAAAAAAGAGAAUACAUCAGAAUGGAGGCCAGCGUUCCCACCGCCGCAGAGAAGAAGGACUGUAAGCCGUCCGCUCUGGAUGGAAACAGCUUCAGCGAGCUGCCCAAAAAACCUUCCCCAUCAUCACUGGCCAGAGGCCCUCAUCACAUCUUCCCGACUUUCCAUUCUCCGAUCCCCAUCGAUGUGCGUCACCACGAGGGGAGAUACCACUACGAGCCCCAUGCGUUCCACGCUCUGCACGGUCCUGCAGGUUUGGCGGGCAGCCCGGUGAUCUCGGACAUCUCUCUGAUCCGUCUGUCUCCGGGAGAGUCCAGCUUCUUCCCUCCGCACUCAUACGUCUCUCCACACGUGGAGCAUUACCUUCGCUCGGCACACAGCAGCCCCACGCUGUCCAUGAUCUCAGCGGCGAGAGGACUGAGUCCAGCCGACGUGGCUCACGAGCACCUGAAGGAGCGAGGUUUGUUCGGUUUGCCCCCUCCGCCUCCCGGCGCUACCCACGCAGACUAUUAUCACCUGAUGACCGGCCACAGAAACCCGUACGGAGAGCUGCUGAUGCAGGGGGCCGGAGCCGCCGCUCACCUGCCCGAAUACUUCACUCCGGUGGACGUGUCGCGGUUUCCCAGUCCUCGUCUGACGCCGCGCUUGAGCCGGAAGCGAGCUCUGUCCAUCUCUCCGCUCUCAGACGCCAGUAUCGACCUGCAGACCAUGAUCCGCACCUCGCCCAACUCUCUGGUGGCCUACAUCAACAACUCUCGCUCCAGCUCGGCCGCCAGCAGCUCUUAUGGGCACCUGUCCGUCGGAGGCAUCAGUCCGUCGUUCCCGUUCCCGCACUCCAUCAAUCCGGUGGCGUAUCAGCAGCUGUUGUCCCAGCAGAGAGGCCUCAGUGCGUUCGGACACACGCCGCCGCUCCUCCAGCCGUCUCCCAGCUUCUCCAGCAGACACCCGCUGAGCCUCUCCUCCCUGCAGACGCCCUCCGCCAGAGACCCCGAGACCCAGAACACGAAUGACGACUCUGCAGUCAGCAGCACGGUAAACCCCCUGAACAACAAGAGGUCAAAGGUCAAGGCAGAGUUGGACAGGCCGCGACCUUUAUCGCCUUGCUCUCCGGACCAUCUGGGAAGCGCAGUGGACCUGAAGGAAGACUUGGACGACUGCAAGCAGGAGGCUGAGGUGGUAUACGAGACCAACUGCCACUGGGAGAGCUGCAGCAAAGAGUACGACACACAGGAACAGCUGGUGCAUCACAUCAAUAACGAACACAUCCACGGGGAGAAGAAGGAGUUCGUGUGCCGCUGGGAGGAGUGUUCGCGCGAGCAGAAGCCCUUUAAAGCGCAGUACAUGCUGGUGGUUCAUAUGCGCAGACACACCGGGGAGAAACCGCACAAGUGCACUUUCGAGGGCUGCUCUAAGGCGUACUCACGUCUGGAGAAUCUGAAAACACACCUGCGCUCACACACCGGAGAGAAACCCUAUGUGUGUGACCACGAGGGCUGCAACAAGGCCUUCUCCAACGCCUCGGACCGAGCCAAACACCAGAACCGCACACACUCCAAUGAGAAACCCUACGUGUGUAAGAUCCCGGGCUGCACGAAACGCUACACCGAUCCCAGCUCGCUCCGGAAACACGUCAAAACUGUCCACGGCCCCGAAGCUCACGUCACCAAGAAACAACGUGGUGACCUUCCAUCCCGACCUCAUCCGCCCAAAGAAAAUGGAGAGAACGAAGCGGGAACCAAGCUGUCGGGCCGAACGGCGGAGGAGAAACUCGAAGCCAACAGCACGACUAGAGAAGUCGAGGACUAUCUGCAGGUCAAGUCCAUAAAGACGGAGAACUCUAUGAUGUAUCAGUCCAGCCCUGGUGGUCAAUCAUCAUGUAGCAGCGAGCCGUCACCACUUGGCAGUGCCUCCCACCAUGAUGGUGGAGUAGAGCUGAUGGGACUCAGCGGGGGCAUCAUGGGAGAUCUGAGCAGCCUGGACGACGUGCCCCUCGUGGAUUCCACCGUCUCCACAGGGAUGUUGGGCCUCCAUCUUCGGAAGAACGCUAACCCUGCUUACAUACUCACACACCUGAAGCAGGAAAGGCUGAAGUCAGUGAGGGACUCGUGCUCCUGGGCAAACCAAACUCCUCCUGCCCCCAGCACCAAGCUUCCACCCAUCAAUACUGGUUCUUUAUUGGAAGGUUCAGGCGGUCUGUGUGAUCCAGGGCUUUCCAUCUCCAGCCCACGCUUGGGUGACCUUUGUCCUGGAGAGACUACGGUUCUGAGUCAGCUGGUGGAGCGUCGUGACAGCCUAGCCAGCACUGUGAGCUCAGCUUACACCCUCAGCCGUCGUUCAUCUGGAAUCUCGCCUUGCUAUUCCAGCCGCCGGUCCAGCCAAACCUCGCAACCUGGUGGCCGUAUUAACAACAUCAGCUCGGCCGACUCCUACGACCCCAUUUCCACCGAUUUGUCUAGAAGGUCCAGCGAGGCCAGCCAAUGUAGUGGACUCCACAGUUUACUCAGUCUGACUCCUGCCCAACACUACAGACUCAAAGCCAAGUAUGCUGCUGCCACAGGAGGUGCUCCACCCACCCCUCUUCCUAAUAUGGACUGCAUGAGCCUGAGGACUCGGAUGGCCCUGUUAGGGAAUUCCCAUGAAAUGGCCAUGCUCCCUAUCCAUCCCCCUUCAGUUCCCAGAAGGUGUAGUGACACCUGCUAUGCUCACCGUAGCGUCUUGCCCCAUGAGGUGACGGGAGACAUCACUCGAAGAGCGAGCGACCCAGUCAGAAGAAUAGGCACAGAGCAGCAUUCCCUCCAGCAACGUUACAACAGCAUGUCCAAUGUGAACCCCUAUCAGUCAUUACACCCUCCUACAUCUAAUCGACACUUUUCACAAAUCAACAGCCAGUCCGAAGGUAAUGUAAACCGCCACCCAUAUCCACCCCGACCUCCUAGCAUUUCUGAGAAUGUGGCGAUGGAAACCAUGGCCAGUGAUAUGGACAAUCAAAACAAUGGUCUUGAUGAUGCAGUGAUGUUGCCUGAUAAUGUCAUUCAGUACCUUACAUCUCAAAAUGGAGAUUCUGUCCAACAUGUAGGGACCGCAUACCGCCACCACCCUGGACAGAGCAUCCACAGCUUUGGCUCCCAUUACCAGAGACGGCUAGCCUUGGUGGAGGCCAACAUGAAUGCCGUAACGCAACAAACUGCAGCUCCAAGCUCCCAGCAGAAGUUUCCAGGUUCCCCCAGUGACACUAAGAACCAGAUGCCGGUGCAGUGGAAUGAGGUCAGUUCAGGAACAGUGGAUUCAUCUCACGGCCAAACCAAGCAGGGAUCAGGGCGGGGAAACCUCAGUCCCUUUCAGAACGUCAACUCCAACCAACAAGUUUGGCUGAUGAGUCACAACUUCGCUCACGCUGCCCAGCAGAGUCACGUGCAACGGAAUAGCGAGUUUAAUUCCCAGAGGAUCAACCAGAGGCAACCACUACGCCCGGCUAACACAGAGCAAGCUAACUUUCUGCAUGGUUACCAUCAGGGUUCUGCUUCAAAUGACAUCAGUGUAGGUUUGCUGAGUCCGUCUGUUAAAACGCUGACUGCCCAGCCUGGAAGCGUCCAGAAUAACAGGGUACAAGCUAGACAAAGCAAUGCCACUUUUCCAAAUAAUCAGGGAAAUUAUUCCCAGAUGAACAUCAACCAGCAAGGCUAUGGUAUUCCGACCCAGAAUCCCGCGCUGAACGGAAACCACGGACUGCUACAGCCAAGGCCACCCACAGAACCCAAACCCUACAGCCGGCAGCUCACAGGGCCAACACCAACUGCAGCGCAGCAACUUGGUUACCCACAAUCCAACUUUAGCCCCACAUAUGACACCUCCGAGGCCAGUCCCAAAAAAUCAGCUGAUGUGGGUGUCAACAGAACAAAUACCAACGUCAUGUUCUACACUGGGCAGAUUCACAUGUUCGAUUCCAACAGUCUGGGAAUGGCGGAUGCAGAGAGUGCAGCCAUGGCCACUGUGGGCUCCCCUGAAACAAAUCAGGUCUCCAGCACAGUGGAUUCAAACGGAGCAGAGCAUCCGCAGAUCGACUUUGACGCCAUGCUGGAUGAUGCCGAUCACUCCAGUCUCAUGUCCGGAACUUUAAGCCCCACCCUCCUCCGCAGCCUAUCCCAGAAUUCAUCCCGUCUCACCACGCCCAGGAACUCAAUGACGUUGCCCCCAGUACCAGCGGGAAUCGGCAACAUGGCCAUCGGAGACAUGAGCUCCAUGCUGACUGCGCUCGCAGAGGAGAGCAAGUUCCUCAAUAUGAUAUCAUAGGAAAAACAGGAAGUAAAGCACAAGAUUUAACGAGACAGCUUUUAAGGUGUAUGACUUUGAACAAGGACAUAAUAUUGCGUAAACAUUUUUACAUGCUUUUUAAAAGUGUAUUAUGUAUAGUAUUAAACUUUGGUAGCAUCUUUUUGUUUUGUUCAAGAAGCCAUACUUUGCCUUAGACCAGUGUAUGUACAGCACAUAUGAACAGACAGAGAAUUUGAUAAGCGACAGUCCUGUAUUUUUAUACGACUUCUGAAUUGAUGACAUGAACACAGGAACAAGUGCCUUGCUGUGCACAAGCAUAUGCAGGAAUUACUUUAUUCUAGCAGUAUGGGACUGUAUCAUUUCUGUCCUCUUCAAUGGAUAUGAAGAUGUUUUGUAUAUUCUGUAAAUUAAAUGUAAUAUUAUGCUUCCUAUCCUUGUUUGUACUAGACAGGAGAGAGGUUCCAAAUGAAUAUGCAGACAAGAUAUUAUGAAAUGUAAAACUUGACACUUGAAAGUGUAGUUCAGAAUCAAAAAUCCCUAAUUUUGCUUUGAUUUACUGAAGAUCUGAAUGGAAUCACAGGAACAUAACAGCUCUCUAAAGAGAUUGCGACCCUCAAGUCUGAACCAAACUCUCUGAGCAAACCGCACAACUGAUUAUCUUGGAUUGUUGAACUCAUAUACAGAAAUACGUUUAAACUGUCCUGUUGUACACAUAUUCCUUUUACAAGGCUGGAUCAUGUAGAUAUCUUUUGUAAAUUUUUAAUGAAAUACAA